Messenger RNA from Striga hermonthica, 1221 nucleotides. NCBI's taxonomy places the organism in Eukaryota, Viridiplantae, Streptophyta, Magnoliopsida, Lamiales, Orobanchaceae. The record is from the annotation of a GenBank genome assembly.
AUGGAGGACGAGUACGACAACGUGGAGAUCCCGUGCUACUUCAUCUGCCCCAUCUCCAUGCACCUCAUGAAGGACCCCGUCACCGUCUCCACCGGAAUCACCUACGACCGCGAAAGCAUCGAGAAGUGGCUCCACUUGUCUCGCCGGAGCAAACCCGAGCCUCUCACCUGCCCUGUCACCAAACAGGCCCUGGACGACCCGAGCCUGACUCCGAACCACACCCUCCGGCGGCUGAUCCAGGCCUGGUGCACCCUCAACUCCCUCGACAAGAUCCCCACCCCUAAGCCUCCGCUAGAGAAAUCUCAGAUCGUCAAAAUAUUGAAGGAGGGCGAGGAGUCGCCGGGAUCGAGGAUCGUCUGCCUCCGCCGGCUCAGGUCCAUCGCCGGCCGGAAUCAGAGCAGCAGCACAGAUCUCCGUGCGGCUGGGGCCGUCGAUUUUCUUCUGUCGGUUGUUGGGGGGAGGGACGAUGCCGACGAGGCGCUGGACGUGCUGCUGGAGAUGGACCUUUCGGAUUCGGAUCUGAGGGCCUUUUUCGGGUCGGAUCCGGAUGGCGGGGACCUGUUGCAGCCGUUGAUUCGUGUGUUGGGGAAUGGGGACUGCAAUAGUCGGGCUCGGGCGAUGUCUCUGUUGAAAUCGGCAUUCGAUGUGGCCGACCCCGCGCAUUUGAUCGGGGCCAGGCCUGAGGUUUUUGUUCAGACGACUCACAUUUUGCGCGACAGGAUCUCACAGCAAGCCUCGAAAGCGGCACUGAAGCUGUUGAUGGAGCUGUGCCCGUGGGGAAGGAACCGGGUGAAAGCAGUGGAGUCUGGAGCGGUUCACGCCCUUGUGGAGCUUCUUCUCGACGAGCGGGCAGCAGACAGGCGGUCGUGCGAGCUGGCACUGACUGUGCUGGACCAGCUGUGCAACUGUGCGGAGGGGCGGGCUGAGCUCCUGAGCCACGGGGCAGGGUUGGCAAUCGUGUCCAAGAAGAUCCUUAGGGUUUCACAUGCGGCCAGCGAGAAGGGGGUGAGGAUCGUGGGGUCGGUAUCGAGAUAUUCGGGUUGCUCGAGGGUACUUCAGGAAAUGUUGCAGGUUGGGGUGGUGGCCAAGCUGUGCCUUGUGCAGCAAGUCGAGGCCAACCGGAAGACGAAAGAGAGGGCAAGGGAGAUACUGAGGUUGCACUCUAGGUUUUGGAGAGGGUCAUCGUGUGUGCCUUCGCAUUUGCGCGCUUCUUAUCCAUGA